AUGUCGUCGUCGCCGGAGACGGAGGCCGGCAGCAGCAGCAGCAGCAGCAAGAAGUUCAAGGGCGUGCGGAAGCGCAAGUGGGGCAAGUGGGUGUCGGAGAUCCGGCUGCCCAACAGCCGCGAGCGCAUCUGGCUGGGCUCCUACGACGCCCCCGACAAGGCCGCGCGCGCCUUCGACGCCGCCUUCGUCUGCCUCCGCGGCCGGGGCGCGGCCGGGGCGGACCUCAACUUCCCGGACUCGCCGCCGCCGUGCCGCGCGGGAGGGUGCAGCAGCGACCCGCGGGAGGUGCAGGCGGCCGCGCUCUCCCACGCCAACCGCGCCGCCGUCACGGCCCAGCAGGCGGCCGCGGCGCUCAUCAUGGAUGACGCCGACGCCGCUGACGGCGGCUGCUCGGCGACGCCGUGGGACUACUACUACUCCGUGGCCACGACGUGGGCGGCGGCGUCCUUGGUGGCGCAGCUACCAGCGCGGCGGAGGUGGUGGCGCCCGUGCGCGCCGACGGGAGCAUCGACUGGCGGCCCGUCAUGGCGCACCCGCCGCCCCUCUUCUCCCCUACCGGCUGGGGCAGCAAUGCGUACGACUUCCUGCAAGUGCCACCGCCGGCGGAGGCGGUGGCCGACGAGGACAUGGAUGACGGUAUCCAUGGCGCAACCGCUUCUCUCUGGAGCUUCGACUCGAGAGACUCCUACUUCAGAUACUAGCAAAGCAAAGCUACAUCGAUAUCGUCUACAAUUCUACAUGCAUGCUGAUGCUGUACAAGGCUACGCUACAAGAUGGCGGCGCAUGCAUGCAUCUCGACAGCUAGCUUCAUGCACCCUGCAUUGCUACACGGCCGGGGCGCUAGAAAAGGUUGUAAUUUUAUGGCAUUCUCCACACUACUGA
Molecule: messenger RNA, 882 nt
Organism: Miscanthus lutarioriparius
Lineage: Eukaryota; Viridiplantae; Streptophyta; Magnoliopsida; Poales; Poaceae
Source: the annotation of a GenBank genome assembly